Molecule: messenger RNA, 783 nt
Organism: Eucalyptus grandis
Lineage: Eukaryota; Viridiplantae; Streptophyta; Magnoliopsida; Myrtales; Myrtaceae
Product: S-locus-specific glycoprotein BS29-2-like
Exons: 1
Coding region: 1-783 (260 amino acids)
Source: RefSeq, a predicted model, not a curated record
AUGGAAAUUCCCUGUUUUUCCAUACUGUAUUUCAUUUCACUUUGUAUGUUUGCACUAGAAGUAUGCAAGUCAGUCGAUGUGUUGAGCUCAUCUGAGCCAAUUCGUGAUGGUGAUACCCUAGUGUCGGCAGGAGAAAAGUUUCAGCUAGGUUUCUUCAGCCCUGGAAACUCCAGCAACAGAUUCCUCGCAAUAUGGUACCACAACAUCCCAGAAAAGACAAUUGUUUGGGUGGCAAAUGGAGAUAAUCCGGUGAAUGCUUCGUCAGGGGUUCUGAGGAUAAGUAAUGAAGGUAAACUAGUCCUUGUCGACCAAGCAGAAAGAGUCUUGUGGUCGUCGAAUAACAUGAAUACUACUUCGCAAAGCGUAGUUGCUCAGCUCCUGGAUUCUGGAAAUCUAGUUUUGAAAGAUGACAGUGAAAAUAUCUCCGGAAACUAUCUUUGGCAGAGUUUUGAUCAUCCCUCCAACACAUUAUUGGCGGGCAUGAAGCUGGGGUGGGACCUGAGGAUGGGUUUGGACCGGCACAUGACAUCCUGGAAGAGCGCAGAGGAUCCCUCAACUGGAGACUUCACCUAUGGUGUCGAUCUUGGAGAAAUAAUUCCCGAACUAGUCAUACGUAAGGGACGUGUCAAAUACUUCCGAAGUGGACCUUGGAAUGGAAUACAGUUCAGUAGGAUGCCGAUGGUUCCUAAUUUGUUAUACUUGCCCAAGUUCGUCAACAAUUCUCAAGAGGUCUACUACACGUUCAACCAAUUCAAUGAAUCCCCAUCACGAGUUUGGUGUUAA